AUGAGCGAAAAGGCAGCUGCGGACAAUGGCAAACAGUUGGAGAAGAAGGGCCAGCUGACUCUGAGAAUUAUGAGAGUAUGUGUAGAUAAACUUGGACAGCUGGAUGCAAAAGCCGAUACCCGGGAGUUCACUGAACUGUUCUGCACUAUCAGAGACUGCUAUGGUGUCGUGCAUGCCGCGCACGCAGCAGGCGCCUUUCGCAUGCUAACGUCGCUCGUACUGGAGCGAAUUCUGGGCUACCUACUGGCCAGCGUGCUGAAACACACACAGGAUGGACGUGCCUUCAAGGUUGUUGAUUGGUUGCUGACGGAGCUGUCAUGGCGUGACAAUGAUCGCUCCCUGCGUGAGUACGUCGUCUGCGCGAACAACGCAUACGCCGUUCUCUGGAACACCGCAGCGCAGCCAAAUUCUGCAUCCUACCUUCUCUGUUACACAGAUGUGCUGCCAUCUCUAGUGGAUUAUGCAAAACUCAUCAUUGGCAAACUGGCACCCAUGUGUGAGAUGCAAUCACUUGACCUUGAAAAGGAACUGCGAUUUUUCGGCACGGACGCCGGUAACUUCGGCAUCGUCUGCUACAACAGGCUGCUGUACAGCGACGCUGCGUCAUUCCUCACCCUCGCCUGCGACUACAUCGCAGCGCGCUACGACACACUCACCAUCGCAGACGCCGACCUCACCGCAAAGUCGUGGAACAAGUUCGAGACGUUGGCCGACUGCCACAGGAGGCUGGGGAAUUUCGCCGUCGCUUUGACGACGAUCGCUUGCGGCGCUCACGUGACGGGUGGCGCUGCCACCGUCAGCACUCUCGACCUGUGGGCCAAGGUCAAAAAGAAUGCGGCAAAGCAGCAGGGAGGCCUUAAGAUCCGAGCGAGGACACUGAAGGACGAGCUAGAGGACCUGGUGGAGGCAGCGGAGGGAACGCGGCUUGGCGACGACGCCGUGCGGAGACUGCUGUGGAUGGAGCUUGCAGCGUACCGGCGACAGCAGCAGCGAGACACGAGCAUCGAGACUUACUCUGUCAUCUGCGACCUGCUGGCAUCGUGCCAGGAGGAGGCGGAGGAACACGCGGGGUUGUUCGUCGAUCUCGCACAGGUUCUCUACUCCGCGAACAUCGAGUCUGAAUGGUCGGCGGAGCAGUGCUGCAAGGAAGCCAUCUCACUGCUGGAGCCGAGCAUCCCUCACGCUGCCUCACUCAUCGCUAAGCACCACCUCGCGUCGGCACACCUCUGGCUGUAUGUCAUGCAGAGUCAGGCGCGUCAGGAGCAGGCUGCGGCGAAGACAGUGGCGACCUCUGGUGGCACGCCGACCGGGGCAAACGACGACGGCGAAGACGUGGCGUCGUUUGACGAGCGGACGAGCAGUCACGUGACCCUGCAGCAGGAGCGCGAGAUGACGGGGGCGCUGCGUGCCGCGCUCGCGCUGUGGCGGGACAUCGCGUGCGCGACCGACGAUGACCUUCGUCGCGACCUCCGCGUCACCGACCUGCUGAGAAACCUGGAGCUGCUGGCGGCCAUGUUUGAGCUAAUUCUCGAGCCCGUCCUGCAGGUGGAGACACUGGUGCUGGUGCACCGCGUUGCGACGGCGUGUUGCGAGAGCGCCCGCGCCGUCGUUCUGACCAACGCGGCGAACCUCGUGAGGGCGCUCUGCUCCGUCGGGCUGGUUGACGUCGCCGCGGCUGUCGGGGAGAAGGUGGAGGCCGGCGCGGAGAAGGAGAAGGACACCGAACAGAAGGAGACGAAGGUGGCUCGGCUCACCUGGCAAGUCGCACACAGCGAGGUGUGCUACCUGAACGAACAGUUCGACCGAGGCUGGACGCUGCUGUCGCGCGUACUGUGCUGCCCCCUGCUGGAGAACAAGCUCUGCUCGAGUUACAUGAUCGGGUCGUCGGCGGCGCUGCUGCACUCGCGAUACAAGGCGCUGCCCGCCCGCACCUUCCUGCACCAGAGCACGCUCGCGUCGCUACGCGAGGACGACAGCUCGCCGCUGGAGCUCGGCGAAAAGGGACUGCGCACAGUGAUCGGAAUAGCGAAGCUGAUGCUGGGACGCGACGCUGCUGAGGCCGCCGCCGGCGACGACGACGUCGCGUGCGUCGAUCGCACGACCCGCCUCGUCACCAGGUACAGGAUCCUCAUAGACAUGUUGUGUGCACUGCACCAGGCUGGGGAUUUCUACCUGCACUGCGGCCUGGCCAGAGAAGCGAAAACCUACCUGAAGGAAGGGCUCACUUAUGCCGAGCGAUUCGGUCUGACGAAAUGGUGUGCGCGGCUGCGUCUCUCUCUGUGUGAGAUAGAGCUGAGAAGCGGACAGCCGCUCGACUGUGAACUGAUGCUGGACUCUGUCGACUACACCCUGAACGCCGAGCCCAUCUCCGCGCCUCCCCUCGUCGCCACGGUAACCGUCGCCACGGCGACGCCUGCGAACCCGACGACGGCGGGCCGGAAGAAGAAGGCGGCAAGCGGGAAGGCGGCGGGGGACACCGGGAAGAUGCUGAGAGGAUGCCGCGGUGGGAAGCCGUCGUCGGGGGCAACCGCCACCCCGUUUACGAUCUACACGGACGACGCGUCGGCGGCCGACGACUUCCUCAUCUCGUCGCGGCCGCUGAGCUCCCCGCAGGGGGCGCCACCAUCCAACGCUGCGGCGUCGUCGCCGGCGUUGUCGCGGCAAACGCGGCGUGGAGGCGCGGAGCAUGCGGCAGGGUGCGCGUGCGCGCGCUGCGGCGAUGUCGCUCUACAGCUGCUGAACGCGCUCGCGUCUGCCCUGCGCGCCCGCUGCCUCCACGACCAAUCACGCGAUGGGGAGUUGCUGGCGGGGCGCUUUGCCGCGGCCCGCGCCCGCGCCGCCGCACACGCACACGUAGAGGGCGCCACCGCGACGCUGCGCGAUGUCGUCGUCGAGCGUCUCGGCGUCGCGCCCGGUGGCGCCCCCUCGGGGAGCGUACUCGCCGAGAGCGGGGCGGCGUACCACGUCGUCGUGGCGACGGCGCAGCUGCGCGGCGACGACAUCGGGUCGGCGGAGGCCGAACUCGCCAGAGGGCAGCAGCUGCUCGCAGGGCACCACGGCGAGUUGAGGGCACGCUUGCUCCACCUGGAGGCAGUGCUGAGCAUCAGAAAGGAGGCGGAGGGGCGCGCGUGCGACCCGUACUCGCUAUUCCGCGUCGGCUACUGCGAGGCGUCGCCACGAGGCGAGGGGUCGACCCGCGUCUCGCUUGAGGCGGUGACGAUGACGCCGGCCGCGCGCCGCGCUCGUUUUCUCAGCGGCGCGUCGUCGUCGCCGUCGACAACGAGAGACCGCAUCCCCAGCAUCCCCGGAGAUGUGAAGCCAUUUGCGCAGCAGCAGUGCAGCCCCAGCAUCCUCACGGAGCGCAACAACGUCAUCGCCGCCUACAAGACCCCCGCGCGCAAGCUCAAGCCGCGGCGGCGGCGACCGGCCGUCCGCCAGAUGGCGCCGCUGGGGAGCGAUAGCGACAGCAAGGAGAACUCGCCGGCGCCGCCACGGCCGUGCCGCACCGGUCACCAGAGGGCGCCGCGGAAGCCGCGCGCGCCGCGCCGCACCAACCUGAACCCCGUGCGCGAGCCGGAGAGCGAGAGCGAAGAUGACGUCGCCACGGAGACGGUGAGGUGCCACGCCGGCGCCCCCUGGAGGGGUCGGCGCUCGGCGGCGGUGGUGUCCACGGACACGAGCUUCACACGUCUGAGUGAGACCGAGGACGUCAACCCGUCGUCUGCUAAGUCUCUCGCUCCUAAGUCUCUCGCUGCUAAGUCUCUCGCUGCUAAGUCUCCUCGAAGCAACUCUCCAACCGCUAACGCUCCAACCGAUAAGUCUCGAGCGAAACCGGCAAAGACGUUGAAUCAGACGAAAGCGCAAAAGAGAGCGGGCGCCAAGAAGGUUGCCGUCGCGAGGCCGAUGCGCGUCACCAGGGGGCAGCAGCUGCAGCAGCAGCACGGCGGCGACACGGAACGAUUCCGUCACGACGACUCCUCCGCGUGCGACGACGACUCGUACGCGGCGUCCGACGCCGACGACGUCCACGUCGCCCACCAGGGGGCGCCAGACGCGACGUCACCGGACGCGCUGACGGAGCGACGCGCCGUCGACCAUGUCGCUCGCCAGGGGGCGCCGCACGAGGUCGACCUCGAUGCGUCGGUGGAGGUCGCGCGGGCGGCGAGCGAGGAAGAGACGACGCCAACGCUGAGGAGGACUAAGAGAGGGAGACCUGCCGGGAGGGGGAAGGCCACCGCCGCAGGAGGCCUCUCCGCGAAGGGGAAGACCGCCACUGAGAAACCCACUACGAGGAAGAAACUUGCCGGGGAGGAAGCUACGAGGGAGAAGCCCAUUAGGGAGAAACCUACCAAGGAGGAGAAGCCUCCGAAGAAGGAACCCACGAGAGAGAAGUCCGGCCGAGGCAGGAGGAAGAAUGCGAUCGACGCGAAACAGAAAGAGAAGGUCGUGGCAAAAAGUGAGAGGGUGGUCGAGGAGGAGGAGGUUAAGGCGGAGGAGGUGGAGGUGCUACGCAGCAGCAGCGUGCGAGGGGGGAGGUCCGACGACUCGGACAGCUUCCUCCGCAUGUCUCCGCUCAGCGCCGGCGUCGUGCGUCACAGAGAAUUCUCCGUUGCAUCCGUGAAGCUGCUGUUAGAUGAAGCCACCUCGCUGCUGCGGCAGCAUCCUCCGUCGCCGCUCUACGGUGAGGUGAUGCUGCUGCGAGCGCUCUGUGACGUCACGCUGGACCCGCGCGCGGCGGCGCGGCACGCGGCUGAGGCUGCGGCAGUCACGCUGCGACACCAGGCCUGCCUGCAGAUCACGAAGAAGCUAAGGAAACUUGCGAAGGAAGAAAAGUCUCCCGGCGACCUCGAGAGCGCGUUCUCCGCUAUGCGGCUGGACAGCAUGAAGACUCCGACAGCCGCACAGCUCAGCAGUGCGAAGGAACUGCUGCGGUUUGGCGACGCGUCGCCCGCCGACGCCGACUUCCUGCCCCGCGGUUGGACGGUGUGCCAGUUAAGCGUCGUACCUUCACAGCAUCCCGCCCAUCCACCAAACCUGAUCAUUGUUCGCUUCCGGAGGCAGGGGGAGCCACUUGUCGCCAGGGUUGCCAUGGCGAUCGGAGAACAGGGUUACGAUAUCUUAGAGGAGUACCUCAGCAUCCAGAAGGCCAGCAGCACGACGGCCGGCGUAACUGACAAGGCCACCUGGUGGGGAACGCGACACACACUGGAUGAGAGGAUGCAGUAUUUGAUGCAGCAGAUGGAAAAUCUAUGGUUGGGCGGCUACAAGGGCAUGCUCCUUGGUUGCCAUGUCAACAAGGAAGAUGCAGAGAGGCUGAGAAAAGCCAGCAAGGAGCUGAUGAUGACAUUUAGCAUCUGCCUCCCUUCAUCGUCACUACCACUCCUACAGAUGCUCAUAGACUCUCCCUCGAACCUAGAACCCAAACAGCUGUCUCUCAUCAUCACUGACGUCACGGGGUUGCCUAGCAACAACAAGUCUCACAAUGCAAUAUAUCGCCAGAUACGGAAACUGUCGAGAGAACUGAAUCUGAAGGUGGUGACACGGGACACCACUGUUCUCAUACUGGACAAGAGCGUUCAGCACCUACCCUGGGAGUCGCUGUCGAUCCUGCGCACUCACCCCGUCAGUCGCAUGCCCUCGCUUCACUUCAUCCGCAGCAGCGUUGCUGCUCAGGGUUCCCAGCCGGCGGGCGUUGCCGAUCAGGGUAGUCGACCGGCCGGCGCCAUCUGCAGGGAGGUUGACGUAAGAAACACGUUCUACGUGCUCAACCCGGCGAACGAUCUACCGAACACGCAGACGACGUUCCAGGCGUGGUUCGACAGAGAGAAGAGCUGGCGGGGCGUGGUCGGACAACCUCCGACUCCGGACGAGUUUCGUGAGGCUCUCACGGACUUUCAGCACUUUGUGUACUGCGGGCACGGCACGGGAGGGCGCUACCUGCGGGGCGACGACAUUCAGCGCAUAGACUGCCGCGCGGUGGCGCUGCUGAUGGGCUGUAGCAGCGGUCGGCUGGCCGUGGCGGGACAGCUGGACGCAUGCGGCAUGGUGCUCAACUAUCUCAUCGCUGGAUGCCCAUGCAUCGUCGCGAACCUGUGGGACGUCACCGACCGAGACAUCGACCGUUUCCUCGAGAAGCUGCUGCGAUGCUGGUUGCCUAGCGAUGGGAGGACGACCGUGCUGCAGCACAUGAGCGAGGCGCGCGGAAGCUGCAAGCUAAAGCACAUGAUCGGGGCGGCGCCCGUCGUGUACGGACUGCCCGUCCGCACGAAGAGCAGCUGAUAGGGGGCGCCACCCGUCCGCAUGAAAGUCAGUUGAGAGAGGGCGCCACUAGUGUGCCACUAUUGUUCUCCAUAGAUGGGCCUUCUAUACGUCUAAUUUAUAACAAAACCCUCAUCUUAACACUUAUGAUGUCUGAUGCCGCAGGUAACGAUGUUACUAAUUGGUAUAGGAAGGGUUACGUUAUGCAUACUCUACAAGAGUGUAAUGUCUGUGCAAAACUGGUGUUGGUGUUUAAUGUGAAUGCAAAGAUGGCAUUUUAAAAGUUGUUGAAGUCGUUGCCAAAUAAGUGUUCUUUGGAUAUCUGAAACUUGUGUGAGCGUAAAUGAUGUGAGCAAAUAUGUGAACGUAGAGUUAGAAUGUACCAUAUCAAACCCCUCACACACGCACACACACACACACACACACACACGCACACACACACACACACACACACACACACACACAC
Molecule: messenger RNA, 6724 nt
Organism: Priapulus caudatus
Lineage: Eukaryota; Metazoa; Priapulida; Priapulimorpha; Priapulimorphida; Priapulidae
Exons: 26
Coding region: 1-6279 (2092 amino acids)
Biological process (GO): meiotic chromosome separation; proteolysis
Cellular component (GO): mitotic spindle; nucleus; centrosome
Molecular function (GO): cysteine-type endopeptidase activity
Source: RefSeq, a predicted model, not a curated record